Molecule: messenger RNA, 1962 nt
Organism: Pimephales promelas (fathead minnow)
Lineage: Eukaryota; Metazoa; Chordata; Actinopteri; Cypriniformes; Leuciscidae
Product: zona pellucida sperm-binding protein 4
Biological process (GO): binding of sperm to zona pellucida; prevention of polyspermy
Cellular component (GO): egg coat
Molecular function (GO): acrosin binding; structural constituent of egg coat
Source: RefSeq, a predicted model, not a curated record
ACUAGCUGUUGGACAAUGGCAGGGAGUUGGUGUGUUGCUCAGACUCUGGCACUUUGUGUUUGGUUCUGUGCUUUCUGUCAUGCUGGUCCAAAGUGGAGUAAUCUGCACCAAAGUCCUCAAGCUCUGAUGUUCCAGCAAACUGACCCGAGGUUUCAACAGCAAGCUAGUCAGCAGUUUCCUCAGUCAGUUCAAGCUAGUCAACAGUUCCCUCUGUCAGUUCAACGGCAAGCUAGUCAACAGUUUUCUAAGCCAGUUCAACAGCAAACUAGUCAGCGGUUUCUUCAGUCUGUUCAACAGCAAGCUAGUCAACAGUUUCCUCAGCAGUUUCCUCAGUCAGUUCAAUGGCAAGCUAAUCAACAGUAUCCUAAGCCAGUUCAACAGCAAGCAAGUCAACAGUUUUCUAAGCCAGUUCAACAGCAAGCUAGUCAACAGUUUUCUAAGCCAGUUCAACAGCAAGCUAGUCAACAGUUCCCUAAAACUGUUCAACAGCAAGCUAGUCAACAGUUCCCUCAGUCUGUUCAACAGCAAGCUAGUCAACAGUUCCCUCAGUCUGUUCAACAGCAAGCUAGUCAACAGUUCCCUCAGUCUGUUCAACAGCAAGCUAGUCAACAGUUCACUCAGUCUGUUCAACAGCAAGCUAGUCAACAGUUUCCUCAGUCAGUUCAAGCUAGUCAACAGUUUUCUAAGCCAGUUCAACAGCAAGCUAGUCAACAGUUCCCUCAGGCUGUUCAACAGCAAGCUAGUCAACAGUUCCCUCAGUCUGUUCAACAGACUAGUCAACAGUUCCCUCAGUCUGUUCAACAGCAAGCUAGUCAACCGUUUCCUCAGCAGUUUCAGCCGAAACAGCCAGUGGGAAAGGCAGAGCCCGUUGACAAAUGUGCUGUUGCUGAUUAUGAGCAGAUCCAGUGUGGACCACCUGGUAUCAGUGGUGCUGAGUGUGCAGCUAUUAACUGCUGCUUUAACGGACUGCAGUGUUACUAUAGGAAGGCUGUGACUGUCCAGUGUAUAAGAGAUGGUCAGUUUGUGGUCGUGGUGGCUAGAGAUGUCACGCUGCCUCGUUUGAGCCUGGAUUCAGUCCGUCUCCUGGGUGGAGAUGAUCCAGCUUGCGGUCCUGUGGGAUCCACACCUUUCUUUGCUAUAUACCAGUUCCCUGUCACUGUGUGCGGCACGAGCAUGAUGGAGGACAGUGGAUAUGUGGUGUAUGAAAACAGAAUGACCUCCUCGUAUGAAGUGGGUAUCGGACCACUUGGUUCCAUCACAAGGGACAGCCAUUUUGAGCUUCUCUUCCAGUGUAGGUACUCCAGUACUUCUGUGGAAGCUCUGGUUGUGGAGGUCAACACUGUUCCUCCACCUCCACCAGUAGCUGCUCCUGGACCCCUCAGGGUGGAGCUUAGGCUAGCAAAUGGUCAGUGUGUCACCAAAGGCUGUGCAGAAGGGGAUGAGGCGUACACUUCCUACUACAGUGAUGCUGAUUAUCCUGUUACAAAAGUCCUGCGGGAGCCUGUGUAUGUUGAGGUGCACGUUAUGGAGAGGACCGACCCCAACAUUGUCCUGAUGCUGGGACACUGCUGGACGACGUCAACCCCCAGUCCACUCAGUCUACCCCAGUGGGACCUUCUGGUUGAUGGAUGCCCUUACCAGGAUGAUCGUUACCUGACCACAUUGGUUCCAGUGACUGGAUCGUCUGGUCUUCAGUUCCCAACCCACUACAAGCGCUUUAUUGUGAAGAUGUUCACAUUUGUUGAUCCAUCGUCACUGGCUCCUCUGCAGGAAACCAUCUUCAUCCACUGUAGUACAGCAGUGUGCCAUCCCUCUUCUGGCUCCUGUGAGCAAAGCUGCACUAGGAAAAGAAGGGACACUCCCAUCAAGACCAUCUCUAGUGGGCAAACUGUGGUGUCUAGUGGAGAAGUUAACCUGGUCAUGUCAAUUUAGAUUUAAUAAAUUGGUGUUGAUGUUCAAUGA